Hydractinia symbiolongicarpus is the source of this 939-nucleotide messenger RNA. Its product is annotated as cannabinoid receptor 1-like. Gene Ontology annotation, cellular component: membrane. The coding region runs from base 1 to 939 and encodes 312 amino acids. Lineage: Eukaryota; Metazoa; Cnidaria; Hydrozoa; Anthoathecata; Hydractiniidae. The record is from RefSeq and is a predicted model, not a curated record. The transcript has a single exon. Gene Ontology annotation, molecular function: G protein-coupled receptor activity. Gene Ontology annotation, biological process: G protein-coupled receptor signaling pathway.
AUGACUUGUAAUGUUACUAUUAGUUUUAAUGAAGAGGUCGAUGAUUCUUUCGUUGGUUAUUUUACGUAUGUGGUUUGGUUUAUAGUUUUUCCUAUUGUCAUUUUAAAUCUUCUGUUACUUUUUGUAAUUGUUUGCAACAAAGACUUACGUAAAAGGCGAUCAAACAAGUUCGCUUUGUCUCUUUUUACAUUUCAUGCUUUGAACGGUAUCAGUGGUUUCAUAGAGGCUGGAAAUGUGAUUGCAACAAGAAAGUCGUCAAUGAUGUUUAGAGAAGGUACAUGGCGGUAUUAUUUAUAUCUCUCAGGACAAGUAAUCUCAGGAUCCAUUUUCAUAAAUAUGCUUUUAAUCGUCAUUGAUCGUUUUAUGGCUAUUCGAUAUCCUUUCUUUUAUCAAAAUGUAAAAACAAGAACAUUAAUUCUCUACGCAUUUCUCAUUGGCAAUUUUCCUUACUCCUUGGGAUGGAUAGUUUCUAGUAUCAAACAUAAACAAGUUGCAUUUUUGACCAUAGCAGUAACAAUCCCUCCAGUACUAUCUUUUGUGGUAUAUGCGAACAGUGUUGUUUAUAUGCAAACACGAAAACAAUUUAAAGACAUCGUGAAAUUAACAAUUUCAAAUGAUCAUACAGAAAACACAAAGGAACGACAACGAUUAGCGAAGAGACAGUUGCGCUCUUUGCGUGUCUGUUUGAGUUUAAUGUUAUCGUUUUUGAUUGCAUGGUUACCUCUGGUUGUUUUAAUGUUGUUUGCAUAUUUUGUUGGGAGUUCAUGUAUAAAUAUAAAUCUGUUUUUGUACGUUCAUGCGUUGUGGAGCUUAAACUCUGUCGUAGAUCCAAUUCUAUAUGCAUCAUUUAACAGAGAUGUUAAAAAUAAGUUGAAACGAAUCAUAACGAUCUGCAAAACACGUAAAAAUGACACGGAAAGAGAGAAUCAACGAUGUUGA